ACUGCGGGCGCCGCUGUCGUCUGUUGCCGCGCCGCCCUGCCCGCGCUGAACCCGGCUUCCCGAGCCCAGCUCGGAGCCCGGUCCUGCGGCCCCAGCGGACGUCCGUCCCCGGCUCAGACCUGCACCUGAGCGCGCCCGGGCUGGUGGGGUCCGGGAUCACGGCGGCGGCAUGGGGAAAUUUCAGUCCAAGCACGCAGCCGCCGCAGCCUGCAAGCGGAGAGAGAGCCCCGAAGGGGACAGCUUCGUGGUGUCCGCAGACGCGAGCGGCCGCAAAGGCACGGAGGAGGCGGAGCGGCGCCCAGGCGGCGGCGUGGAGCGCCGCGUGCGGGACAAGCAGGAGCUUCCCAGUGGGGACCCCAAGGAUGGGCCUUUCCGGGAGGACCAGGUGCCCCUAGAAGUGGCGCUACCCCCCGAGAAGGCCGAGGGCCACAGGGGCCCAGGACAGCUCUUCAGCAUGGACGAAGGGGAGAGAGCCGCAAACCGUGAGGGCUCGCGAGGCCUGGGCAGGAAGCGCCUGAACAUUGACCAGGCCCUUCAGUGUGAUGUCUCGGUGGAGGAGGAUGACCGCCAGGAGUGGACAUUCACGCUGUAUGACUUUGACAACAGUGGGAAGGUCACCAGGGAGGACAUGUCCAGCUUGAUGCAUACCAUUUAUGACGUCGUCGACGCCUCCAUCAACCACUCCUCAGGCAGGAGCAAGACCCUCCGAGUGAAGCUGACCGUCAGCCCUGAGCCCUCUAGCAAGAGGAAGGAGUGUCCUCCCACCAACGAGGACCAGGAGCCCAAUCGCAGCCAGAUGGAGAGCGAGCUUGCAGAGGAUGCCCGGGUUGCAGAAAAGCGGCUGUCUGCCCACGUCGGGAGGCCCAGCGUCGAGCCCCAGCCCUGCUCUGUGCGGGGGCCCUACUGCGUGGAUGAGAACACCGAGCGCAGAAACCACUACCUGGACCUGGCUGGGAUCGAGAACUACACCUCUAAAUUUGGCCCAGGGCUGCCGGAGCAGGCAAGGCAGGAGCAGCAGGGCAGGGCCGCCUAUCUCCAGAGCAGGUCCCGCUCCCAGGAGCCGGACACCCAUGCUGCCCAUCACCGCAGGUCCCAGAUGCUGGCCGAGCAUGCCAUGCCAGUUCCCGAGCCCACUGUGAGGGCCCUGGACAUGCAGCCCCGGCUGAAGGGGCAGGAGAAGCAGUUCCUCCGGUCCCCCAAGGGCCCAGGGAAGCCACUGGGGCUGGGAGGCAGCAGCAAGCCGGGGAAGGCCCUUGGCUACUACCUGCCGGCUGCCUCGUUCCCCCAGGCCCCUCGGGACGGCCACCACCUCCCACAGCCCCCUCCACAGCCCCCACCACAGCCCUACGGCCACAAGCGAUACCGGCAGAAGGGCAGGGAGGGCCCCUCGCCACUCAAGGCCCCACACGGCCAGCCUGUGGUGGAGCACGAGGCCUUGCGGGACCUUCCAGCCGUGCCGGGGGCCGAGGGCUACAUGGUGCCCGUGGUCCAGCGGCAUGAGCACCACCACCAUCACCAGCACGAGCACCACCACCACCACCACCUCCACCACCUCCUCCUCCUCCCAUCCUAGCACCCGCCCUGACCAUGCAGGCACCUCCUCCUCCACCACCACCACGUCCUCCACCUCCACGUCCUCCUCCACCACCUCCUCCUCCUCCACUACCACCUCCUCCACCACCUCCUCCUCCUCCACCACCUCCUCCUCCUCCACCACCACUUUACAACCUCCUCCACCACCACCUCCAGCACCUCCUCCUCCUCCUCCACCUCCUCCACCACCUCCUCCUCCACCACCACUUUACCACCACCUCCUCCAUUACCUCCUCCUCCACCUCCUCCUCCUCCCAUCCUAGCGCCCGCCCCGACCAUGCAGGCACCUCCUCCUCCACCACCACCACGUCCUCCUCCACCACCUCCUCCUCCUCCACUACCACCUCCUCCACCACCACCUCCUCCACCACCUCCUCCUCCACCACCUCCUCCUCCUCCUCCACCACUUUACAACCUCCUUCACUACCACCUCCUCCACCACCACCUCCAGCACCUCCUCCUCCUCCUCCACCUCCUCCACCACCACCUCCUCCUCCACCACCACUUUACCACCACCUCCUCCAUUACCUCCUCCUCCACCACCACCACGUCCUCCACCUCCACGUCCUCCUCCACCACCUGCUCCUCCUCCACCACCACCUCCUCCACUACCACCUCCUCCACCACCUCCUCCUCCUCGACCACCACCUCCUCCUCCUCCACCACCACUUUACAACCUCCUCCACCACCACCUCCAGCACCUCCUCCUCCUCCACCACUUUACCACCACCUCCUCCAUUACCUCCUCCUCCUCCCAUCCUAGCGCCUGCCCCGACCAUGCAGGCACCUCCUCCUCCACCACCACCACGUCCUCCUCCUCCACCACCUCCUCCUCCACCACCUCCUCCUCCUCCACCACCUCCUCCACCACCUCCUCCUCCUCCUCCACCUCCUCCUCCAUCACCUCCUCCUCCUCCUCCUCCUCCCGUCCUAGCACCCGCCUCGCCCACCCCAGGCACCUCCUCUUCUACCACCUCCUCCUCCUCCCGUCCUAGCACCCACCCCAGCACCUCCUCCUCCACCACCACCACGUCCUCCACCACCACCUCCUCCUUCUCCACCACCACCUUUACCACCACUUUCAUCACCACCACCUCCAUCACCACCUCCUCCACCACCUCCUCCUUCUCCACCACCACCUUCACCACCACCACCUCCAUCACCACCUCCUCCACUACCUCCUCCUCCACCACCACCACCACCACCACCUCUUCCUCCACCACUAUCUCCACUACCUCCUCCAUAAUCACCACCUCCUCUUCCUGUCCUAGCGCCUGCCCUGCCCACCCCGGGCACCACCACCACCACCACCACCACCUCCUCCUCCACCACCACCACUACCUCCUCCUCCACCACCACCUCCUUCACCACCUCCUCCACCCAUCCUCCUCCACUACCACCAACACUGCCACCACCUCCUCUUCCACCACCUCUUCUACCACCACCUCCUCCUCCUCCCAUCCUAGUGCCAGCCCUGCCUACCCCAGGCACCACCACCACCACCACCUCCUCUACCACCACCUCCUCACCUUCUCCAACCACCUCCACCACCACCUCUUUCACUACCUCCUCCUCCAACACCUCUACCACCUUCUUUUCCACCACCUCCUCCUCCACCACCACCUCCUUCUCCACCUCUUUCUCCUCUUCCACCUCCACUACCACCAUCUCUUCCACCACCACCACCUCCAUCACCUUCACCACCUUCACCACUUCCACCACCUUCACCAUCUCCACCACCUCCUCCUCCACCACCUCCACCACCUCCUCCUCCUGCCACCUUAGCACCCACCCUGGGCACUACCUCCUCCACCACCACCAGCACCUCCGCCACCGCCUCUUCCUCCACCACCACCAAAACCUCCUUCACCACCACCUCCACCAUCACCAACUCCUCCACCACCACUACCUCCUCCUCCACCACCUCCUUCUCCUCCCUUCCUAGCGCCUGCCCUCACCCACUCUGGGCACCACCACCACCUCCUUCUCCCUUCCUAGCGCCUGCCCUCACCCACUCUGGGCACGACCACCACCUCCUUCUCCUCCCUUCCUAGCGCCUGUCCUCACCCACUCUGGGCACCACCACCACCACCACCACCUCCUUCUCCUCCCUUCCUAGCGCCUGUCCUCACCCACUCUGGGCACCACCACCACCACCUCCUCCUCCCCCCAUUCUAGUGCCUGCCCCAUCCACACUGGGUGGCACCACCAGCCCGAGCAUCCACCACCACCACCUUCUCCUCCAGUCCUAGGGCCCGCCCUGUCCCCUAUCCACCCUGGUCCUGUGGAUGCAGCUCAAGUGCCCUGUGUGAAGUCCGGUGCAGAGCCUGGUGUCCUGACCCUGCACUGGUUCCAGAGGUCAGGUGGGCACAGCCGGGGUAACACCAGGACAGACAUAGGCAGGCAGGGCUCUGCUCAGUUUCCCAUGGAUGCAGGUGGUCAGAUGCCACUGUGGUUCCUGCGAUGAGCAGUUGUCUGUGAUCAUGAAAACUGUGCACAGAAAAUGCACUUCACUUGCUGCUGUUCAUGCAUCCAAAGCGGGCCCAGGGCACAAGGGGUCUGCUGCGUGGCUCUCAGCACACCCUCCGGCAGGGUGUCACCUCUAAGUUAGGCUGUCCCUGUGCAAGCAGGUGGAGGGAGAUGAGCCCCUUGGAACAUGUGUUCUCUGUGAAGUCAGGUGCAGGGCCUUCCUGAGCACACCAAGUGUCCUCCCCAAACACAAGUCAUGGGGAGAGGGGCGGCUGCCGGCUUCAGCAAGAAGUGCCAGUGCUGGGGCCGGAGAAGAGGUGGUGGCAAAGUGCUCUGUGACAGCGCAGCACGUGGGUCCCCAGCGUCUGGGUGGGCACCAGCAGAGAGGUGCAGGGUCAGGAGGUGAGUCUCACACUUGUCUUGCCCAACCAAGCGUCUUCCCCGGGUGAGCAGGUGUAGGACGGGAGCUUGGCCUGCAGAGGCCGUGAGAUCCCUCCCGCAGCCUGAGUCUGCGGGAUUAUGGGCUUUCUCUCCUUGGGUUGCUUUUGAGGAUAAAGCCAAUCGGUGGCCUGCU
Messenger RNA from Marmota monax (woodchuck), 4636 nucleotides. RefSeq names its product NKD inhibitor of WNT signaling pathway 2 (gene Nkd2). The transcript is spliced from 10 exons. Gene Ontology annotation, molecular function: calcium ion binding. The record is from RefSeq and is a predicted model, not a curated record. Gene Ontology annotation, biological process: negative regulation of Wnt signaling pathway. NCBI's taxonomy places the organism in Eukaryota, Metazoa, Chordata, Mammalia, Rodentia, Sciuridae. Gene Ontology annotation, cellular component: cytoplasm. The coding region runs from base 170 to 1573 and encodes 467 amino acids.